GCCUAAUUAAGCCCGUUUCCAUUAUGUUUGAUCGAUCCAUAGUAGAAUAGGUCAACCAACCCAACCUACUGACUUUCCUACACUUCACAACAUCAUUGCGUUGCGUUACAUCGCAGCAUGUAAAAUACUUUCCAAGGCUCUUGUCCACGGCCUCUUUUCCUCUUAAGCGAACCAUGUGGUCGUCAUCUGCGAGCGGCAAGAAGCCCGCGCAAUCUCCGCAGGAGAUGGUCCAAGUCGACCGAUCAGAGUCCGUAUCGCCUUUUUGGAGACCGCCACCACGAGACAACUCUACAACAAAGAGAAACAUCACGUCGCCCACCGGCCAUGGCUCAGGUCUUGUUGUUGGCGCUUCAUAUUCGCAUGCGGAUAUGCUCAAAUUCGACUCUUUAAACCUCUCCAACUCCUCUCGACCACGGACACCUCCUUCUUCCUCCUCAGCUAGAAUCCGAAUUCAAGAAGCUUCCCCCCCGCCGAAGACAACGCCUGGAAAGAAUGGCUCACCUCCCUACAAGAGCUAUAUCAACUUUCUCUCCAAUACCAACGAUGACUGGAAAGCAGACGAGGAUGACAUGCUGGGAUACGAGGAUGAUGAUGGAGAUGACUUUGGUCUGCCGAGUUUGUCGAGUAUGAAGAGAAGAACCCGGCGCAUUGCCACACAGAACAAGACCGAAUCAAGUACAUUAUCACCGACAACAGAGGGGCCUCCUAAUGCUCUCUCGGCGAGACGAUAUUCAAAUAGCGCCGACAUUGCGAUAGAGCGACCUGCACCCACAUACCCCAUGCCCAAAAAGAGUGAGGGGAAGAUUCUCCGGCCUCAGUAUAAAGAGAUCCUAAAAGACCCCGCCAACGCUCUACAUCUCAUCAACUAUCCCACAGUUCCUGCCAAUGCUACCCCUAAGGAAGCCGAUGCCAUAAACUCCCGAAUUACACGUAUUAAUAAGUUCAAGAAGCUGUUACAAGCUUCUACUAUUUCACUGCCUGACUUGAGGUCACUCGCCUGGUCUGGCGUACCACAAGAGGUGCGCGCCAUUACCUGGCAACUCCUCCUCAGCUAUCUUCCUGCGAAUAGUGAGCGCCGGGUCGCCACCUUGGAGAGGAAACGAAAAGAAUACCUGGACGGUGUACGCCAGGCAUUUGAGAGAGGAGGAAACGCCGCAACCACUGCAGCCAACACAGCCCCUGCCGGCCGAACAAGGGGCCUGGACGAGGCCAUCUGGCACCAAAUCAGCAUCGAUGUACCCCGGACAAACCCGCAUAUUGAACUAUACAGUUACGAAGCUACGCAGCGAUCACUUGAGCGCAUUCUGUAUGUGUGGGCUGUACGACAUCCUGCCAGUGGCUACGUGCAGGGUAUUAAUGACCUUGUAACGCCUUUUUGGCAAGUCUUUUUAGGGAUUUACAUUGGAGACCCUGAUAUAGAGUCGGGCAUGGAUCCAGGACAGCUCCCAAAGUCUGUGUUAGACGCUGUCGAGGCCGAUUCUUUCUGGUGUCUGACAAAGCUUCUUGAUGGCAUCCAGGACCACUAUAUCGUGGCGCAACCAGGUAUUCAACGCCAGGUUGCCGCUCUACGUGAUUUAACAGCACGUAUAGACGGCAACUUGUCCAAGCAUUUGGAACAAGAAGGCAUUGAAUUCAUCCAGUUUAGUUUCCGUUGGAUGAACUGUCUCUUGAUGCGUGAAAUCAGCGUCAAAAACACAGUUCGCAUGUGGGACACUUAUUUGGCUGAAGAACAAGGAUUCUCUGAGUUCCAUCUAUAUGUGUGUGCGGCCUUUCUUGUGAAAUGGUCCGAUAAGCUCCUGAGUAUGGACUUUCAGGAGAUCAUGAUGUUCCUCCAAUGCCUUCCCACUAAGGACUGGACGGAGAAGGACAUCGAGCUAUUAUUGAGUGAGGCUUUCAUUUGGCAGUCGCUUUUCAAGGGUUCUGCCGCACACCUAAAAGGCCAACCUGCCCGCGAACCUGUUACGAACCUACAACUGUGAAGAAUUCCGUUGUGUUGUACAGGCUUGAAUGCAUGUCGGAGUGAUUUUCGGAGUUGGUUCAUAAUGGGCGUGGCGUGGCAUGGUGAAGUGCUCUAGGGCAUGGAGUUGUAAGAAUGGGGCAUUGCUACAAUAUAUUGGCAUCGUAAUGAGGAUGGAAAUCAUGACCAGCAUAUUCCUUUUGUACCUUGUUCCUGACUGUAUAAACCUGGCAAAACAUGGGCCUUUAUGACAGGAUUUGGUAUCAUAUUUAUUAUUUAGGGUGGAUUAGCCCAACUUUCUACAGUCGAGAAUUAAGAAUGAGAG
Fusarium redolens is the source of this 2282-nucleotide messenger RNA. Its product is annotated as rab-GTPase-TBC domain-containing protein. Gene Ontology annotation, biological process: activation of GTPase activity. The record is from RefSeq and is a predicted model, not a curated record. The coding region runs from base 174 to 1979 and encodes 601 amino acids. The transcript has 7 exons. NCBI's taxonomy places the organism in Eukaryota, Fungi, Ascomycota, Sordariomycetes, Hypocreales, Nectriaceae. Gene Ontology annotation, molecular function: GTPase activator activity. Gene Ontology annotation, cellular component: Golgi apparatus.